Chenopodium quinoa (quinoa) is the source of this 1332-nucleotide messenger RNA. RefSeq names its product zinc finger BED domain-containing protein RICESLEEPER 2-like. The record is from RefSeq and is a predicted model, not a curated record. Gene Ontology annotation, molecular function: DNA binding; protein dimerization activity. NCBI's taxonomy places the organism in Eukaryota, Viridiplantae, Streptophyta, Magnoliopsida, Caryophyllales, Amaranthaceae. The coding region runs from base 1 to 1332 and encodes 443 amino acids. The transcript is spliced from 3 exons.
AUGGAUGAUGAUACUACUACUACUUCUACGGCAUGUGAUGAUGGAUAUAAUGAAUACAUCGCUCCUCAACGAAAGAGAAAGAAGAGUGGUACAUCUCAUUUGAAGCGUCAUUUAGAGAGGUAUGCAAAUAGGCCUCUAGGACUUACAUUUGAGGAAGAUAGUGAUGAAGAAAAUUUUGUUUUUGACAUGAAUGAACUUCAAAAAGAGAUUCUUAAUUUCAUUGUUGAGGGAGGAUUGACUUGUAUUAGUGGAAUUUUGGAUAAAAUUCAUUCAUUUAUAAAGUUGAUCAACAAAUCUUCUCAUAGAAGUGAAGAAUUCUAUGAUUGUGCGGAGAAGAUAUUUCACCUUGAUGUAAAAAGGAAAUUGAACCUUGUUAUGCAUGUUCGUUGGAAUUCCACGUAUAAAAUGCUUGGCACUUCUCUUUACUUCAAAGAUGUUUUUCUUCACUUGAGAUCUAGUCAUGCUUCAUUUCAAUCAUAUAUUCCUUUAGAGGAUGAGUGGGAAAAAGCAAGCGUGAUUCACAAUUUUUUGGAGUUGUUUUAUGAGGUUACUUGUAUGUUUUUGGCGGUGAAUCCUAUUUCUAAUGUGUAUUUUAAAGGUGCAUGGAUGGUGCAUCGCCAUUUUCUUGAGGCAGAGAAAGGUCCUUAUGAUUAUUUAAAGGAAAUAGUGAAACCAAUGCUUGAAAAAUUUGACAAGUAUUGGUCGGAUUGCAAUUUGUACUUGUCAUGUGCCGCCAUUCUUGAUCCGAGGUAUAAAGUGAAAUUUGUGGAAUAUUGUUUUAGUAAGUUAUAUGGAAGUGUAGAGGCCUCAAGACAAAUUAACUUGGUGUUGGGAACUAUGAAGUCAAUGUUUGAGGAUUAUAAGUUGCAAUAUGCUAGUAGUUCUCCUAUUAUAGUUGCUCCUUCUCCUCCUAGUACUUCCGGAGCUAGAAACUACUUUGAUGAUUAUGACCAUUUUGUCAGUACUAGUGCAAGGUCUCAAGUAGGAAAGUCACAACUUGAGAUUUACCUAAAUGAUGAUGCUUUAGAUCUAAAUUCACAAUUAGAUAUUUUAGAGUUUUGGCAUCAAAGUUCUGUGAGGUAUCCUGUGGUAUCUAAGAUGGCACGGGAUUUGUUGACUAUUCCUGUAAGUAUUGUAGCUUUGGAGUCUGCUUUUAGUAUUGGAGGAAAGACUGUUUUGGCAUCGCGAAGUUCAUUAAAGUCAAAAACAAUUCAAGCUUUAGUAUGUAUGCAAGAUUGGCAUCGUGAAAGCAAUCAAGUAAAGGUUGAUAGUAAACUUGAAGAUGAAAUCAUUGAAGAAGAAAAGGAUGAUGAUGCAGACCCUUUCUGCUAG